GUCUUUUAACAUAGCGGCUGCAUAGAAGCCGUCACCCCUUCCCCUGAGUGGGCCUUUGUAGAACAAGGCGUGAAAAAUGGUGAAGUUCACCAUGGAGGAGAUCCGUGCGCUCAUGGACAAGCCUCACAACAUCCGCAACAUGAGUGUGAUUGCUCAUGUGGACCACGGCAAGUCGACCCUCACCGACUCGCUGGUGGCUGCGGCCGGUAUCAUGGCCGUCGAGCAGGCCGGCGACGCCCGCCUGACGGACACCCGCGCCGACGAGCAGGAGCGCGGUAUUACCAUCAAGUCGACCGGCAUUUCGCUCUACUACCAGAUGACCGAUGACGACCUGAAGAACUUCACUGGUCAGCGUGAUGGCAACGACUAUCUGGUGAACCUGAUUGACUCGCCCGGUCACGUCGACUUCUCUUCGGAGGUGACCGCCGCGCUGCGCAUUACCGAUGGCGCUCUGGUCGUCGUGGAUUGCGUGGAGGGUGUGUGCGUGCAGACCGAGACUGUGCUGCGCCAGGCCCUGGCUGAGCGCAUUCGCCCGGUGCUGACCGUCAACAAGAUGGACCGCUGCUUCCUGGAGCUGAUGCUGGAGGGUGAGGAGGCCUACACCACCUACCUGCGUGUGAUUGAGAACGCCAACGUCAUCAUGGCCACCUACCAGGAUGAGGCCAUGGGCGACAUCCAGGUCUACCCCGACAAGUCGACCGUGUCCUUCUCCGCCGGUCUGCACGGCUGGGCUUUCACCCUGACCACCUUCGCGCGCAUGUACGCGUCGAAGUUCGGCACUGAUGAGGCCCGCAUGAUCACCAAGCUGUGGGGCGACAACUUCUUCGACCCCGCCACCAAGAAGUGGACCACCAAGCAGACCGACUCGCCCAGCUGCAAGCGCGGCUUCGUGCAGUUCAUCUACGAGCCCAUCAAGCAGAUCAUCGAGCUGGCCAUGAAGGACGCCAAGGACAAGCUGUGGCCCAUGCUGGAGAAGCUGAACGUGAUCGGCCGCCUCAAGUCUGACGACAAGGAGCUGAGCGGCAAGCCCCUGAUGAAGCGCAUCAUGCAGAGCUGGCUGCCCGCCAACGAGGCGCUGCUGGAGAUGAUCGUCUACCACCUGCCCUCGCCCGCUAAGGCCCAGCGCUACCGCGUGGACGUGCUGUACGAGGGUCCCCUGGACGACACCUACGCCACCGCCAUCCGCAACUGCGACCCCAACGGUCCCCUGAUGGUGUACAUCUCCAAGAUGAUUCCCACCGCCGACAAGGGCCGCUUCUUCGCCUUCGGCCGUGUGUACUCCGGCAAGGUGGCCACCGGCGCCAAGGUCCGCAUCAUGGGCGCCAACUACAUCCCCGGCGAGAAGAAGGACCUGUACAACAAGUCGGUGCAGCGCACCGUGCUGUGCAUGGGCCGCAAGCAGGAGGCCGUGGAGGACGUGCCCUGCGGUAACACCGUGGCGCUGGUGGGCCUGGACCAGUACAUCACCAAGACCGCCACCAUCACCAAGGAGGGCUGCGACGACGCCUUCCCCAUGAAGGCCAUGAAGUUCUCCGUGUCGCCCGUCGUGCGUGUGGCCGUGGAGCCCAAGAACGCCUCGGACCUGCCCAAGCUGGUGGAGGGCCUGAAGCGCCUGGCCCGCUCGGACCCCAUGGUGCAGUGCAUUAUCGAGGAGACCGGCGAGCACAUUAUUGCCGGUGCCGGUGAGCUGCAUCUGGAGAUUUGCCUGAAGGAUCUGCAGGACGACUUCAUGGGCGGCGCUGAGAUCAAGAUCUCGGAGCCCGUGGUGUCUUUCCGCGAGACCGUGACCGCCCAGUCGGACCACACCGUCAUGUCCAAGUCGCCCAACAAGCACAACCGCCUGUACAUCCAGGCCCGCCCCAUGGAGGACGGCCUGGCUGAGGCUAUCGAGUCUGGCCGCGUGGGCCCCCGCGACGACCCCAAGAUUCGCUCCAAGAUCCUGUCAGAGGAGUUCGGCUGGGACAAGGAGAUCGCCAAGAAGAUCUGGUGCUUCGCCCCCGACACCAACGGCGCCAACAUGAUGAUUGACGUGACCAAGGGUGUGCAGUACCUGAACGAGAUCAAGGACUCUUGCGUUGCCGCCAUGCAGUGGGCGUGCAAGGAGGGUGUCCUGGCGGAGGAGAACAUGCGCGGCAUCGUCUUCGAGUUCAUGGAUGUGGUGCUGCACACCGACGCCAUUCACCGCGGUGGUGGCCAGAUCAUCCCCACCGCCCGCCGCGUGAUCUACGCCGCCGAGCUGACCGCCCAGCCCCGCCUGUGCGAGCCCGUCUACCUGGUGGAGAUCCAGGCGCCUGAGCAGGCGCUGGGCGGCAUCUACUCCACCCUGAACACCAAGCGCGGCAUGGUGUUCGAGGAGAUGCAGCGCCCCGGUACCCCCAUGUACAACAUCAAGGCCUACCUGCCCGUCGUGGAGUCGUUCGGCUUCACCUCGGUGCUGCGCGCCAACACCGCUGGCCAGGCCUUCCCCCAGUGCGUGUUCGACCACUGGGACGUCAUGCCCAUGAACCCGCUGGACAAGGGCACCCAGGCCAACACCCUGGUCACCAACAUCCGCACCCGCAAGGGCCUCAAGCCCGAGCCCGCUCCCCUGUCCGAGUACGAGGACAAGCUCUAAAUGCGCGGCCUGCUUGCGAUUGCGGCCUGUCUUCGUUCAUGGGGACAGGCGCGCGCAGCGGCGGCGGUGGAGCCGGGUGCUGGGGCCCGCCUGGCAGCGCUGUCGCAGCGGCGGCGUGACCAACGGCAGCGGCGGCAUGUGGUUCUUGGGUGAUCGAGGAGGAUCCAGCAGCGGCGGCGGGGGCUCCUAGCAGGCGCUGGGGCGGCGGCGAGCGGCUUUGCGGCUGUGGCGUGGCGGCACUGGCGCGGCGGUAGGGUCUUGAGGUGUGCGCACCUCCUGCAGUCCGGUUAUGCACGUGCGGUCUGUAGCGGGCUGGCGGAUGUCGUAACGACAGCUAGCGAAGGUUGCGCUGUGAUGCCGAGCAAGUGGCGCUGAACGUGUGUGGGCCGACGGGGUUGUAGCGAACCGGGACCAGCUCGGGGCUGAUUGUGUGUUGUUAAGAACACAGUAGGGGUAGCACUUUCAUUAGCCAGGUACCGAAGCCGCGGGCAGGAAUGACUCGGGCGCGCAUGGUUCAGGCGUCUUGCAGGUGUGUGAGAACUCUCAAAGUGUGCGGUGGACUAGUGGCGGUGACGCCGUAGGUGGGUGGCGGUAAAUAGCGCUUGCGCGCCUGUUCUUGCCGACCCGGCAGGGCGGGGCUGCAGCAACGUGAUGGUGCAACGCCUGCCGUAAAUGGUCCAUAUGCGGAACAGUGCGCAGACUCGUCUGAGUGAUCGUGUGACACAAGUAGGUUACGGGUUGACCAAUGACAUGCGCAAGGGGUUUCGCACGCAAAGGGUUGGCACCAAAUGCCACCCGCGCUAUUCGGGAUUCGAGAUGUUCGCUGCACGCGACUAGCGGCAGAUCAAAGAACAAGCGAAAGC
Messenger RNA from Chlamydomonas reinhardtii, 3477 nucleotides. RefSeq lists its product as uncharacterized. The record is from RefSeq and is a predicted model, not a curated record. Gene Ontology annotation, cellular component: cytosol; ribonucleoprotein complex. Gene Ontology annotation, molecular function: GTP binding; GTPase activity; translation elongation factor activity. The coding region runs from base 77 to 2614 and encodes 845 amino acids. Gene Ontology annotation, biological process: translational elongation. The transcript has 7 exons. Lineage: Eukaryota; Viridiplantae; Chlorophyta; Chlorophyceae; Chlamydomonadales; Chlamydomonadaceae.